AUGAGUAAAUCCGUAACAUUUAUCCUGCUGGCCAUGCUAGCGCUGGCCUAUGCUGCAUCCUUUGACCAAGAUCUAGACAAAGAGUGGCAAGCCUUCACCAAGGAGCAAGGCAAGACCUAUAAGGAUGCAACCGAAGAGGAACUCCGCUACAAGAUCUUCAACAAGAACAGGAUCGAGAUCGCGGAGCACAAUCGGCGAUACGCCAAUGGAGAGGUGAGCUUCAAGAUGGCGGUCAACGAGUAUUCCGACUUGACGAGUAAAGAGUUCAGCGAUAUGAUGACCGGCCUUAGGUACAUCGAUCUGAGUUUCUCCAGCACAUUUGAUGAGAACUUAAAGGGACAGGCUUUCAUCUCGCCAAAGCACGUAACAUUGCCCGAUUCGGUGGACUGGCGCUCCAAAGGAGCUGUGACCGGAGUCAAGAAUCAAAAGAGAUGUGGCAGCUGUUGGGCCUUCUCCACUACAGGGUCCUUAGAGGGUCAGCACUUUCGGAAGACUGGAAAGCUGGUCUCUCUCUCGGAACAGAAUCUGGUGGACUGCUCGAGAUCCUAUGGAAACAAAGGCUGCAGCGGUGGUUUCAUGACCUGGGCUUUCAAGUACAUCAAGGACAAUGGCGGCAUCGACACCGAGGAGUCGUAUCCCUACAAGGCCGUGAAUGACAAGUGUAAAUUCAACAGGGCUACGAUUGGGGCGACCGUUACCGGAUUUGUGGAACUACCAUCAGGGGACGAGAGGAAGCUGGCUGAGGCUGUGGCCACCAUAGGACCCAUUUCCGUAGGCAUACAUGUCGUUGCAGGAUCCUUCCAACACUACCACUCGGGGAUCUAUAUUGAGCCCAAAUGCAAUCCCAAGAUAAUUAAUCACGCUGUCCUGGUCGUUGGCUAUGGCUCUGAGAAUGGAAAGGACUUCUGGCUGGUGAAGAACUCCUGGGGAAGCAGUUGGGGCGACAAGGGAUACAUCAAGAUGCUGCGUAAUGGAAACAACCAGUGCGGCAUAUCCUCGCUCUCCAGCUAUCCAACUGUUUAA
Drosophila serrata is the source of this 1023-nucleotide messenger RNA. Its product is annotated as cathepsin L1-like. The record is from RefSeq and is a predicted model, not a curated record. NCBI's taxonomy places the organism in Eukaryota, Metazoa, Arthropoda, Insecta, Diptera, Drosophilidae.